AGAGUCACGUGACACAAGCGGCGAGAGAAGCAGCAAACGGCUCCGAGCCUCAUCAUCACCACCAUCAUCAUCAUCACUUCCACCGCCAGCAGCAGCAGCAGCAGCAGCACCGCGGCAGCGCAGACACCGAUACACCGGAGCGGAUUCACGGAGCCGGGGCCGAGCCAUGGCGGGCUCCCGCUAACAGCAGCUCCGCGGUUUCCCUCUUUGUUCUCCCUCCACGUCCCGUCGUCUCUUACGCGCCUCCGCUGAGGAGGGGCCGCCGAGGAGAAGCAGGAGGAAGAGGAGGAGGAGGAAGAGGAGGAGGCGGCAGGAGCAGCAGCUGCAGCAGCAGCGGUUUGAGGUGUUUUUGAGAGCGGAAUGGCGGACCGAGAGGCGUCGCCGAUACCGCUGGAGAUCCGAGCCCGACUGGCGGAGCUGGAGCUGGAGCUGUCAGAGGGGGACAUCACUCAGAAGGGUUAUGAGAAGAAGAGAUCCAAGCUGAUCAGGGCAUUUGUUCCUCAUGCUGGAGGUAUGGAAGGACCCAUGUCUCACCGGGUGGCACUCGGGCCUCCCUCCGCCGCCCGUUUCCACCGACGGAGAACCUCCGGCACCAGAGACGAGCGCUACAGAUCAGACGUCCACACCGAGGCCGUGCAGGCCGUGUUAGCCCGACACGUGGAGAGGAAGGUGGCCGUGCCCAUGCCUUCCAAAAGACGCUCGCUGGUGGUGCAGACGUCUAUGGACGCGUACACACCUCCAGGCCUGUCCCCCCUGUGCUCAGACUCGUCGUCGGGCUCGGACGAGGAGGCGGGGCCAGGGGACGACAUAUCCGGCAUGGAGCACUGGAUGAGCCGCCCCACCCAGCUGGGCCCCGCCCACCUGGGCUCCACCUCUUCCUCGUCCUCGUCGACUCAGAGCGGAGGCAGCGGCAACGCCGGGCGACUCGCUGACUCUCUGGCGCACACGCACCUGUCGCACCUGGCGCACACUCACCUGUCGCACACGCACCUGGGCCAGUCUCACCACCAGCAGAGCCACCUGUCGCAGUCUCACCAUGGUAUCGGUCACCUGUCCCUGAAGAGGAAGGGCGCGCUGAGCGUCGCCGAGAACGGAGGAUCUCUGCGGCGAUCCUGCGAGUUUGGCUCCGACAUGUUGUGGCCGCCACCGCUGGAGUCUGACGAGAAUCACUCGACUCCCCCGGAUGUGACCGGAUACUCAUCGGACUCGCCUCAUUCCCACACAGAGCGCCACCACAUGGCCAACAUGGGAACCAUCGCCAGGAACACGCAGAAGUACGGCAACGCCGAGCGCAUGGAGACGGGCGAUGGCGUCCCCGUCAGCAGUCGUGUGUCGGCAAAGAUCCAGCAGCUGGUGAACACACUGAAGCAGCCUCGCAGACCUCCUCUACGAGAGUUCUUUGUGGACGACUUUGAUGAGCUUCUGGAGGUCCAGCAGCCCGACCCCAACCAGCCUCGGCCAGAGGGGGCGGAGAUGAUGCCGGUGCGAGGCGAGGCGCUGGGCGUGGUCACGAACUGGCCACCCUCCCUGGAGGCUGCACUCCAACGUUGGGGCACCAUCUCCCCGAAAGCCCCGUGCCUCACCAGCCUGGACACGGCGGGGAAGCCGCUCUACGUCCUCACAUAUGGGAAGCUGUGGUCUCGCAGCAUCAAGCUCGCCUACAACAUCCUCCACAAACUGGGCAGCAAGCAGGAGCCCAUGGUGCGACCGGGGGAUCGGGUGGCGUUGGUGUUCCCUAACAAUGACCCUGUCGCCUUCAUGGUGGCCUUCUACGGCUGCCUGCUGGCAGAGGUGGUUCCUGUCCCGAUAGAGGUUCCCCUGAGCCGCAAGGACGCGGGCAGUCAGCAGAUUGGCUUCCUGUUGGGCAGCUGCGGCGUUACCGUGGCGAUGACCAGCGACGCCUGUCAUAAAGGUUUGCCCAAGAGCACGACAGGAGAAAUCCCUCAGUUCAAAGGUUGGCCUAAGCUGCUGUGGUUUGUCACAGAGUCGAAGCAUCUUUCCAAACCUCCCAGAGACUGGUUUCCUCACAUUAAAGACGCAAACAACGACACAGCGUACAUUGAGUAUAAAACCUGUAAGGACGGCAGUGUCCUGGGCGUCACGGUGACGAGGAUCGCUCUGCUCACACACUGUCAGGCUCUCACUCAGUCCUGCAGCUACACUGAGGCUGAAACCAUUGUGAAUGUUCUGGACUUUAAGAAAGACGUCGGUCUGUGGCACGGAAUCCUGACGAGUGUGAUGAACAUGAUGCAUGUGAUCAGUGUUCCCUACUCACUGAUGAAGGUCAACCCUCUGUCGUGGAUCCAGAAAGUCUGUCAGUAUAAAGCUAAAGUGUCCUGUGUAAAGUCCAGGGAUAUGCACUGGGCUCUGGUCGCCCACAAAGACCAGAAGGACAUCAACCUGAGCACGCUGAGGAUGCUGCUGGUGGCCGACGGCUCAAACCCCUGGUCGAUCUCCUCCUGCGACGCUUUCCUCAACGUCUUUCAGACCAAAGGUCUCAGAGCAGAGGUCAUCUGUCCCUGUGCCAGCUCACCUGAGGCUCUCACUGUGGCCAUCAGGAGACCGGUGGAGGACAGCAGUCAACCCCCGGGUCGAGGCGUUCUGUCCAUGCAGGGUCUGAGUUACAGUGUCGUCAGAGUCGACACCGAGGAGCGACUGUCGGUUCUGACCGUGCAGGACGUGGGCACUGUCACACCAGGAGGUCUGGUGUGUGUGGUGAAACCAGAGGGCGUCCCUCAGCUCUGUCAGACGGACGAGAUCGGAGAACUCUGCGUCUGCUCCAUCGCCACUGGCACGUCUUACUACGGCCUCACCGGCAUGACCAAGAACACGUUUGAGGUUUACCCAGUGAGCUCCAGCGGCGGGCUUGUCAGCGAGUACGCCUUCGUCAGGACCGGCCUGCUAGGCUUCGUGGGUCCCGGCGGCCUAGUCUUCAUCACGGGGAAGAUGGAUGGACUCAUCAUGGUGAGCGGGCGGCGGCACAACGCCGAUGACAUUGUCGCCACGGCCCUGGCGGUGGAGCCGAUGAAGUUUGUCUACAGAGGCAGGAUAGCAGUGUUCUCUGUGACGGUGCUGAGAGACGAGAGGAUUGUGGUCGUCGCCGAGCAGCGUCCCGACUCCACGGAGGAGGACAGCUUCCAGUGGAUGAGCCGCGUCCUGCAGGCCAUCGACAGCAUCCACGGCGUGGGCGUGUUCUGUCUGGCGCUGGUUCCGGCCAACACGCUGCCCAAGACUCCGCUGGGCGGCAUCCACCUGUCAGAGAUCAAGCAGCUGUACCUGGAGGGAGGUCUUCAUCCCUGCAACGUCCUCAUGUGUCCACACACCUGCGUCACCAACCUGCCCAAACCACGCCAGAAACAACCAGAGAUUGGCCCCGCCUCUGUGAUGGUGGGUAAUCUGGUGUCAGGGAAGAGGAUCGCUCAGGCCAGUGGCAGAGAUUUGGGACAAACCGACGACAACGACCAGUUCCUGUUCCUGUCAGAGGUUUUGCAGUGGAGAGCUCAGACCACACCAGACCACGUCCUCUACACACUGCUCAGCUCACGGGGGGCAGUGUCCAACUCUCUCACCUGUCUGCAGCUGCACAAGAGGGCGGAGCGAGUGGCCACUCUGCUGAUGGAGAGAGGCGGUCUACAGGAAGGAGACCACGUCGCUCUGGUUUACCCGCCAGGUAUCGACCUGAUCGCGGCGUUCUACGGCUCGCUGUACGCCGGUUGUGUUCCCAUCACGGUGCGACCGCCGCACCCUCAGAACAUCUCCACCACGCUGCCGACUGUCAAGAUGAUCGUCGAGGUGAGUCACUCCGCCUGUGUGAUGACCACCGCGGUCAUCUGUAAGCUGCUGCGCUCCAAGGAGGCCACGGCCACUGUGGACAUCAGGAACUGGCCUCCUGUUCUGGACACUGACGACCUGCCAAAGAAGAAACCUCCCUCUCUGUAUAAACCCACUAACCCUGAUGGUUUGGCGUACCUGGACUUCAGUGUGUCCACAACAGGGAUGUUGGCUGGAGUUCAGAUGUCCCAUAAUGCAGUUGGAGCGUUCUGCCGCUCAGUGAAGCUUCAGUGUGAGUUGUAUCCAUCCAGAGAAGUGGCCAUCUGUCUGGAUCCGUACUGUGGCCUUGGCUUUGUCCUCUGGUGUCUCUGCAGCGUGUACUCAGGUCAUCAGUCCAUCCUGAUCCCUCCGGUGGAGCUGGAGUCAAACCCGGCUCUGUGGCUGCUGGCCGUCAGCCAGCUCAAGGUGCGAGACACUUUCUGCUCCUACAGCGUCAUGGAGCUCUGCACCAAAGGACUGGGACUGCAGACCGAGGCGCUCAAGGCUCGGGGUCUGGAUCUGUCCCGGGUCCGGGCCUGCGUGGUGGUGGCGGAGGAGCGACCCCGGAUGUCGCUCACACUCUCCUUCUCCAAACUGUUCAAAGACCUCGGGCUCCACCCGCGAUCUGUGAGCACGGCGUUCGGCUGCAGAGUGAACCUGGCCAUCUGUCUGCAGGGAACUUCAGGACCGGACCCUACGACGGUGUACGUGGACAUGAGAGCGCUGCGUCACGACAGGGUGCGGUUGGUGGAGCGAGGUUCUCCUCACAGUCUGCCCUUAAUGGAGUCUGGCAAGAUCCUGCCUGGAGUCCGUAUCAUCAUUGCAAACCCGGAGACUAAAGGACCUCUGGGAGACUCUCACCUCGGAGAGAUCUGGGUUCACAGCGCUCACAACGGCAGCGGCUACUACAGCGGCUACGGCGAGGAGGUUCUUCAGUCCGACCACUUCAACUCCAGACUCAGUUUUGGAGACACACAGACGGUCUGGGCCAGGACGGGGUACCUGGGCUUCCUGCGCCGCACCGAGCUCACCGACGCUAACGGCGAGAGACACGACGCUCUGUUCGUGGUCGGAGCUCUGGAGGAGGCCAUGGAGCUGCGCGGGAUGAGAUAUCACCCCAUCGACAUCGAGACGUCCGUCAUACGAGCUCACAAGAGCAUCAUGGAGUGCGCCGUCUUCCCCUGGACCAACCUGCUGGUGGUGGUGGUGGAGCUGGAAGGCUCCGAGCAGGAGGCCCUGGACCUGGUUCCCAUGGUGACCAAGGCGGUGCUGGAGGAGCACUACCUGAUCGUGGGCGUGGUGGUGGUGACGGACAUCGGCGUCAUCCCCAUCAACUCGCGCGGCGAGAAGCAGCGCAUGCACCUGCGCGACGGCUUCCUGCAGGACCAGCUCGACCCCAUCUACGUGGCCUACAACAUGUAGCCUGACCCUGUGUGCGUGUGCGUGUGCGUGUGUUUGAGGGAGAGAGGGAGAGUGAGCAUGCGUUUGUAUGCCGUGCAUAAUCGCCGUUGUUGUUCCUUUUGUUUCCCCAAAAAUCGAGAUGUACUGUAUUUUUGAACCUGCUUCUUAUGGUGUGGUCUUAACUCGUCCGUUUCCUUUUAAAGUCGUGUCGUGCCGAGUGACUGACUGAUGAUUGAUUGAUUGAUUGAUGACCGUUUUUACUCGCCCCGCUCAGUCACCAGGAGUUCGUCACUGUCGAAGGUUGUCCGGGGAACAAAAACAAACAAACAAAAAACAAACAAACAAACAAACACUGUGUGGAAACGAAAACGCAGCGAAAGAAAGAGCAAAAAAAAAAAAAAAAAAGUCUGCGAAAUCAGAUUUUUGAUUUCAACGAGUAGAUUAUUGUAAAAAAAAUCUAUAUAAAUAUUGUACAUAGACAUAAUAAUCUAUAUGGAGAGGAAAGGAAAACUCAAAGAGGUGAAGUAGCCCCUAUAUGCAGCUCUCUCCACCCGCACCCUGUGUGUGUGUGUGUGUGUGUGUGUGUGUGUGUGUGUGUGUGUGUGUGUGUAUGAUCAUGUGACAGGGACUUUUAAUGUGAAAUUCACUGAUUUUUUAAUCUUCAGAUUAUUAAUAACAUUUUUAUAUCAGUUUUUUUUUCCUCUGGCUCUGAUAAUUAGUGCAAUCCGACAAGAUAAUGGAUUAUUUGGACUUUGUAAAGGGAAAAUACUUGAAAUGAACAGAUUUUAAUCCUUAAAAUGAUUGAUAAAAUUUUUUAUAUCAGUUUAAAACAGAAAAACAACAUGCAUCGCAGCAAAAUAACGGAAAAUGCAAGAAAUUAAAAUUGUGAAAUGUGAAAAUCAAAUUUUCAAACCCUGAACUUUGGCGGAAAUCAAAAAAUGAAUACACAAUUUACUGGAAAAAAAUGUCUAAAAACUCUAAUUUGUUCAUAUUUUACACAUUUUAUGAUUAACUUCACAAUAGCGUUACAUUUUCACCCCAAAAAGGGUUCAAAUAUUUAGUAUUUUGUUAUUUACUAUAGUAAUUAUGUCAAUUAUGAUUAUUUUCACCUAACUUUGAAUGACCUGCGUCCCCUAAAGUUCAGUUAAUUUAACAGAAAUAUGAUAAUAAAAUAAUAAUAACGGUUAAUUUUAUUUGAUUCCAUCAGAUUUUAAAAUCAGUCCCUAAAUCAUCCAAAGCAAAGUGCACUGUAUGCGUGCAUGUAUGUAUGGAUGUAUGUGUGUGUGUGUGUGUGUGUGUGUGUGUGUGUAGACAAAGACAGAUUAUUUAUGCUAUUUUAAGGAAAAAAGUCGUUGUCACUAACAUCGAGAGUGACGAUCGUAGCAUUAACGCUCAGAGAGGACGUUCAUCACCACCGGGGUUAAAAAAAAAAAAAGCUAAGCUAAAAUUAUAAUUUUAAAGUUGUUAUACAACUUUAUCUUAAAUUUAAUAUUUACAUGACUUCCACUGACUUCCACUGUUUUGGGGGCGAAGCUUUCACCAGACCAAUUGUUCGUAUUUUCUGAAAAAGCUUGCGAACAAAAAGGAAACAGAUAAACCGAUGUUAACAGUGUUACGAAAAACAUUUCUUCCGUUACCGAAAUGUGCUACAAAAAUACGUUAUUAAUUUUUUUUUGUUUUUUUUGUUUUUUUAAAAACCCAAAAAAAUUAUAACCACUGUUUAGGGGGUGGAGCUUUGACCAGAUCAAAAAGCUUACCAACGAGGAGGAAAUCGAUGAACUAAUGUCAGGAAAAACAAUGUUUACGUUACCAAAAUAUGCUACAAAUUUUUUUUACUAUGGGGGCGGAGCUUCAACCAGAGGACGUCUUAUGUUGUGAGCUUUCCACACUUACUGAGCCGAGCUUUCACGCUCACUUAUUCUCAGUGUUAUGUUUGUACGUGGAAAUGGGCGGAGCCGUCUGUCCAUACACAUACUUUGUGCUCAUUUUCGGAAAUAAAGAAAAAAAUAGAUUAACAAAUGCGACUUUCAGUGAUUUGGAGGCGGAGCUUUAACCGGAGAGGUGACAGGAGGAAGCGGGAUUUCAGCUAUUUUUAGCGAAUGUAGCGAAAUUCAGACGUUUCUGUUUUUUCUUUGACACAGAAAAAUUAAAUUUAGCCUAAAUUGCAAAAUUUUAGAUUUUACAAAAAAAAUCUAAAAUUUGGGGGAUUUUUGGGGACAGUUUUAACGAGUUGGUGGAGGCGUAGCUGCUUUAGCUAGCGUUUCAAAACUUACUGAGCCUAGUGUUAUUAAUAAUAAUAAUAAUUAUUAUAAUUAUUAUUAUUAUUAUUAUUGUUAUUAUUAUUUACUGAGGAAAAAGGUAAAAGUUUUUUAUGUUCUUUAUUUAAACCCUGGCAAGUGACAAACGUCCUCAGAGCUUUGGUUCAACAGCGUAAUCAGCGCGUAUGUGUGUGUGCUAAUGCUAACGCUAACAUUUUCUCAGAUGAUUUAAAUAAGAGUAAAUAAAUAAAAACUUAAAUAAAUUUAUGGACAUUCUUAUCAACAAGUCACUCGAUGUGCAGUUUAGUUAAUGUUAAAUAGGAGAAGAACUUUAUUUAGAGAACGUCACAAACAACGCAUCGUCUGUUUGUUUACAUGAUGACGUCAUCUCAGCGUCUGUUUUCUUUUUUUAUCAAAAGAAAAAUCUCGAUGCAUAUCAAAACUUUUUUUUUUAAGUUUGUAGGUAGCAGCUGUCCCUUUGCGUGUGUGUGUGUCAGAAAACUUGUGUGUGGAUGUUAGAGAGAGAGAGAGAGAGAGAGAGACUGCAUGGUGUGUGUGUGUAUUGUGUGUAAAUAGUGUUGAUUUUGUACGGUACAGGUGUGUGUGUGUGUGACUUGUUUUGUACAUGAUAAAAACAUGAGAUGACACAGUUUUAUAAGAGCCUGCUCUCGGCUCACGUCACUAUAACAGUGCAAUAAAGUGCUUUGAUUGGCUAAAAUGCU
Molecule: messenger RNA, 8191 nt
Organism: Solea solea (common sole)
Lineage: Eukaryota; Metazoa; Chordata; Actinopteri; Pleuronectiformes; Soleidae
Product: disco-interacting protein 2 homolog C-like
Exons: 38
Coding region: 361-5232 (1623 amino acids)
Source: RefSeq, a predicted model, not a curated record